Molecule: messenger RNA, 2733 nt
Organism: Ascoidea rubescens DSM 1968
Lineage: Eukaryota; Fungi; Ascomycota; Saccharomycetes; Ascoideales; Ascoideaceae
Gene: PET127
Product: Pet127p
Exons: 1
Coding region: 1-2733 (910 amino acids)
Biological process (GO): mitochondrial RNA 5'-end processing
Cellular component (GO): mitochondrion; mitochondrial envelope
Source: RefSeq, a predicted model, not a curated record
AUGUCCUUCUAUCACAAGUCCCAAGGGUUUGUUCCUGGAACUCUAGUCUUCAGGCGUUUCUACUCAGUCAAGAAACAAUUAAAAGACCAUAAACUUCCAAGCAGUCAUGGUGUUGAAAUUCAACGGAUACAUCUCAAUGAAACUCUUUUCAACGAAUUAAAUCAAAAGGAUAUUAAAAUUAAAGAUUUAAAAAGUAAUAUUUCGAAAACAAGAACAAAAUCAAAACCAAAACCCCUUAAAAACACACUUCAAAAACAUCUUGUUAAAGAAAGAAAUAUAAACAACACUGAAAAAACACUGAAACAACCUUUCUUUAAAAAGAAAAAUCUAAAAACCAAUAAAGAUAUUAAAAAUUUUGUCGCGAGAUAUAUCCGUCUCGAUCUCGACAAAAAAUCUUCAUCUGAUACUGCAUUAAAUGUUAUUAAUCCUGCUUCAUUGGAUUUUGAACCUAUUAAUUUCAACAAGUAUGACGACGUAUUGAAGGAUUCAUCAAUUACUAUUGAUAACGAGUAUAGAAAAAUUAAUACUCUCAGUCAGUUGAAGUUGAUACCGAAAUUAGCACACAAUUUAUCAAGAGUUUUAUUUCAUCCCAAUUGUUUCUAUCCUUUGAAGGAUUCGUUCUCAAAUGUUUUUAACUUUACGCCCUUUUUAAGAAAUGUCUUGCCAAUAGAUCAAUUUGAUUACUCCAAAGUUGGUUCAUUCAUUCCUUCAUCAAGUGAUAAAGGUAGUUUAACAGUCUCUCAAAAAUUAAAUCAACUUAACGGAUUGGCUCGAAAAGCAAUAGGUAAAACGGAUCCAAAAAAAACAGACAAAAAAUCAAAAUCAUCAACGUUUAACGAUAUCCAGUUUUAUAGUUCAACAUCUUCAAUAACAAAAGUAUUGAGUUCUUUUCACAGAUUAUUAUCAAAUAACAGACCAUGCAAUCUUCUGAAAUUAUCAAAGACUUUUCCUGGAUCUUUUCUUUCUCCUAAUGGUGCAAUCUUGUCUCCUGUAUCAGUGAUUGUAACAAGAAAAGGAGCCUUAGAUCCAACUAAUGACGAAAACAAGAAAUACAUUUACUGUGUAGACAGCGAUAGGUUUUCUGACGAAGAAGUGGUUUUAUCAAUCUUAGGACAUUCUUUUGAAAGAUUAUUAACAAAUGAAGAAAAACAAUUCCUUGAAACUUAUAAACUUGACAAAACUAAAAAUCCAUCUGAUAUUUCAACCACAGAAGCAGAAGACCCAGAACCAAAUAUAUACCAUUAUGCUCAAUGCUCAAAUUUUUUAGUGAGGUCUCAAUUGGAUUGUUUUGAUGAGAGGUUACCUGGUAAGGGAACUUUUGAUUUAAAAGCUAGAGCAGUUGUCUCAAUUAGACACGAUAUCAAAUAUACUCAGGAAACAUUGAAAAAUGAAACUGGCUAUCAAAUUAAUCAACAAACAGGUCUCUUUGAAAGCCAUGAAAGAGAAAAACAUGAUUUAAUUAGAAGUACUUUAGGUAAAUUUGGUUUACAAGCAAGAUUGGGAUUCAUGAAUGGAAUAUUCAUUUGCUAUCAUAAUAUCAAGAAAAUCUUUGGAUUUGAGUAUCUUCCACUAUCAGAAAUAGAUGAAAUUACUCACUCGAUUACUGACAAUGAUGUGUACAACGAUAUUUAUUGGGUAGCCAAAAACAGAAUUGUUAAACCACUUGCUUCUAAUAACACCAAAUUAACAGAAACCGAAAAUGAAAAGGAUUUUAAUGCAGCUCGAAACGAAUUUAGUCAUUUUUUUGACAAGGAAUCAUUUGAAAUUCAGUCAAUCUUAAAUACCGGUCAACUUACUAAAGACGAAAACAAACAGAAAAUUAGUUCUCAUAUUGCUAACUUUGAACUAAAAACUUCAAUAAAAAUCUGGGAAGAUAUAAUGAAUAAAAUUAUUGAGAAAUAUAUGGCUCUUGAGCCAAAAGAAUCUCAAAAUUCUUUCAGAAUGAUUUUUGAUACAACCACUACUCAUGCAGAUGGUGCCUUGAAAGAAUCUCAUCGAUUUAAUAGUGGCACUACAAUGAAAGUUUUAUUUGCUCCAAUAACAGAUUUACAACAUACUAAAUUACAAGGUAUCGGAUUAAAUAUUGAUGAUUAUACAAAAACAAAUGAAACCCAAGAAACUGAAACACAAGAUGAUAACGUAGAUUCUAAAAUUGAAAUUGCAGAACGAGCUGACAAAGAAACUGAAGGAGAAAUCAACCUGUAUAGUGGAAAGGAAGAAAAUGGCACUCAACUUGCAACAGAAGAAGAAUCAACAAAAGAAAAUGAUGUUAAAACUGAUGAUGUUAAGACUGAUGUUGUUAAGACUGGUUCGGAUUCUGAAGAGAAAAUGUUUGGAUCCAACUAUAAGAAUUUUAGAAUUGCCACACCAAAGGAAGAAGUUGAGGUCGUAAAUCAGGAAAUUAAAAGUAAAAUUCGUGGAUUUGAGGUUAAAGUGUAUCAUUUAAUGAAUGGAGAGACAUGUUCACAAACAUAUCCAUUCCCAGAUCUGGUGGACACAGAUUGGAGAUUAGCAUACACAGUUACGGAUAUGAAGAAAGAUCGUGCUGAACAACAGUACACAUCGUGUAUAAAUUCUAUUGUCAAUCUUGGUAAGAAAUCAAUAAAGGAAACAAAUUUGGAAGAACUAGCUUCAACCAAACAAUUUGUUUAUGCUAUAAGAGCAUACGAUCAAAGAGGCAGAGCUAAAAGUCUUGAAGAAGAUAACAACAAUCCUGUUAUGUGGACACCUUAA